Lolium perenne is the source of this 2065-nucleotide messenger RNA. RefSeq lists its product as uncharacterized. NCBI's taxonomy places the organism in Eukaryota, Viridiplantae, Streptophyta, Magnoliopsida, Poales, Poaceae. The record is from RefSeq and is a predicted model, not a curated record. Gene Ontology annotation, molecular function: protein binding.
UGAAUGAUCCAUCCAGGCCCAGCCACCAAAUCAAUCGGCUCCUCAUCGUCAACCUCGCUCUCCUCCGACACCGCCCACCGCCCACCAUCGCCGCCGCCGCCUAGGCUUCUUCUUCCCCUUCUCCCGCUGGCGUCGGGCACCCUGGACUCGAGCGCAGGUCGCCCCACCCUAGGCGAGUAGGCGACCCGGCGGGAAGCGGAGCAGGCGAGCAGCGGUGCGGCGACCGCCGGAGCAGGCUGCAGGCACCGCGACGUCAAAGGCCCAGGACUCCACUCGCCAGGUGAGGAAUGGCUUCUAGCGUGGAGCGGAGGGACCAUUCCUCCCGUAGGUCGGGGCACACAAGAUCCCGUUCUCCGGUGAGGGAGCGUGUAUCGUCUCCACGCAAGCAGAGCCCGUCAGCUCGUAAGGAGAGGUCGCGGGCUGAGAGGACUCGCUCACCUAGGAGGCGGUCUCCUGUUAAGGCCAGCCUUUCACACAGGGAGAGGUCGCCACAGAGAGAGAAGGUGAAAGAGCGGGUCAGGUCGCCGAAACACACUCGGGCACUGUCACGGUCCCCAUCACCUGCUGGGAAACGGGAGCCUCGGUCGCUCUCACCACGGUCCAGGAGACUAAAGAGAGCUCAGGAUGAGCGUGAAAGGUCAGAAGUAAUUGAGGGCGACCAUCGGAAGCCUCCCAGCAGGGAAGAACGGAGUACACGGAAGCACAGGGAGCGUGAUGAGGGGAGGGAUGCAUCAAGAGAUAGGAAGGUGGACGGAAGACUGGAUAAUGAUGACGGGAGGGAUCACUCUCACUCAAGAGAUAGAAGGGCUGACAGGGAUGACCGGUCAGGUGCUUCAAGAGAUGCACGGUCAAGCCGGGAUGAUGAAAGGAAUGAUUCAAGAGGGAAAAGGUCAGAUCCAUAUGAUCGAAAAGGUGCUUCCAGGGAGCAAAGGACAGACCAGGAUGAUAGAAGGGAUUCCGCACGACAGAGAAUGUCAGAUCGGCAUGAGAAUAAUGCUGGAUCAGGAAGAUCAUCUAGGCGUGGCCGAUCAGUGUCUCCAGAAGAGAAUACACAUAGGGGCAGGCAUGAAUCUCACUCAUCACCAAGGGCAUCCAGAAGUGCAGCACGUCUUGAGGAUACAAGCUCUAGAGCAGAUGGAGCAUCCCGGAGUGGUGAUCCUGAUUCAUUGGCAAUGAUGAAUACUGCUGCAGAAGCUCUGGAGGUGAAAGAGAAGCAAAAACCGUCAUUUGAGUUGUCUGGAAAGCUUGCCGAGGAGACUAACAAAGUUGGAGGUAUAACUCUGUUGUAUUCAGAACCUUCAGAGGCUCGCAAAUCAGAUAUUAGAUGGAGACUCUAUGUCUUUAAGGGUGGUGAAGCACUGAAUGAACCACUGUAUGUUCAUCGUAUGAGCCACUACCUUUUUGGAAGGGAAAGGAGGAUUGCGGAUGUCCCCACAGAUCAUCCCUCCUGCAGCAAGCAACAUGCAGUUCUUCAAUAUAGACUUGUAGAGAAGGAGCAACCAGAUGGCAUGAUGGCACAGAAAGUGAGGCCAUAUCUGAUGGAUCUUGGUAGUACCAAUGGGACAUUUAUUAAUGAGAAUCGUAUUGAGCCUCACCGUUACUACGAACUCUUUGAAAGGGACAACAUUAAGUUUGGCAAUAGUAGUCGGGAGUAUGUCUUGCUCCAUGAGAACUCCACAGAAUGAGGAAAAGAAGACACAGAUGAGUCGAAGAUGUAAAGCGCAGUAGGAGCUGUACCUGAAAACAUUUUGACCUACUGAGGAUAUUUUAUGGACCGUCGAGACAUUGUAGGUGUGCUAGCAUGUUUCCUAGAUGGUUGUUUAUGGUGUCUUAGCAAGGACGGCGAACUCUGUGGCGGGGUGAUGCAGUGGAGCUUUAGCUUGUAGCCCCCUCAUUUGAGUAUUGUUGGUAUCUGAAUGUUUUGUUCUUGCUGAUCAACUAAUACUGGACUUGGCAUAAUCUGGUGUACUCUCUAUGGUUGUACUGUAGCAUUUUGGCGAACCUGAAUCUUGUACUGUACUUUGUUGCUUGGUUUUGAAUCAGAAGGACCUGAAAGGUUUUUUUA